Messenger RNA from Saccharomycopsis crataegensis, 279 nucleotides. Its product is annotated as dolichol-phosphate mannosyltransferase subunit 3. Gene Ontology annotation, biological process: GPI anchor biosynthetic process. Gene Ontology annotation, cellular component: dolichol-phosphate-mannose synthase complex; endoplasmic reticulum membrane. The record is from RefSeq and is a predicted model, not a curated record. Bases 1 to 279 code for a protein of 92 amino acids. The transcript has 2 exons. Lineage: Eukaryota; Fungi; Ascomycota; Saccharomycetes; Ascoideales; Saccharomycopsidaceae.
AUGACCCGUGCCACUAAUGCUGCCUUGACCUUCUUUGUGUUAUUCACCAUUUACACUGCUUUGUUGACUGGAACCAUCCCAACUCCAGAACCAAUCUUCUCUCAAAUAAUCCCAUUGUUGCCUUGGUGGGCUCUUAUUUCAUUUGGUGCUUACUCUCUCGGUACCUUAGGUUACGACGUGAUCACUUUCAAGGACAAAGAAGACAAGUACAAGGAAUUGGUCGAACAAAUUGCCGAAGCCAAGACUUUCCUCAAGAAGAACUCUGUUGAUAUUGAGUAA